Molecule: messenger RNA, 5900 nt
Organism: Chiroxiphia lanceolata (lance-tailed manakin)
Lineage: Eukaryota; Metazoa; Chordata; Aves; Passeriformes; Pipridae
Gene: HTR2C
Product: 5-hydroxytryptamine receptor 2C
Exons: 7
Coding region: 1613-3028 (471 amino acids)
Biological process (GO): G protein-coupled receptor signaling pathway, coupled to cyclic nucleotide second messenger; chemical synaptic transmission
Cellular component (GO): dendrite; plasma membrane
Molecular function (GO): neurotransmitter receptor activity; G protein-coupled serotonin receptor activity
Source: RefSeq, a predicted model, not a curated record
CAGGCUGUGAGAGGGAGCAGUGCUGACGCUCGCCAGCUGAGUGCCAUCCGGACAGCGCCUGCCCGCCCGCCGUGUGGGUGUCUGCAGGUGAUGGGGCAGCGCCUGGGACCGGAGAGCUUUGUGCCAGGAGCAGGAGCUCUGUCUGCCUGAGUUUCGGUGGCACCGCUGGGCUUGCCACGUCACUUGUGCCCCUCUCGUGUCCCUCACCUGCGUGGCCCUGGCCUCCAGCCGCAGGUUCAGCACGCUGGACACCCCGUCCUGCGGGCCCUCGCAGGGGCUCCCGUGUGAGCCGAGGGCAGUGCUCUGCCGGAGCCCGGGGAUCUGCAGCGGGUGAUGCAGCGGGAACCGUGCGCUGCCUGGCCGUGGAUGCUGUGGGCUGCCGUGGGAAUGCCUGGCUCCCUGAGCGCGAAGUGACUGCAACUCACACGAGGUUGGGACUACUUCUCGGAAGAUGCCCUGUGUGUCUCCAGUCGUUCCUCUCUGCCCUCACCGCAGAAUAUUUGGAGUUGCUAGCUUCCUCCUGCCGAGGGGGGACAAAGGCAUAGGCCUCCAGAGGGUUAAGAGCAUCUGCCUUUACGCCAAGUGUUCGAGCAGGAAAUAAUCUGCAGAGAUACAUGUGCAGCAAUUCAACUGCUACUGCUCUCUCAGGCUGCCGCUGCUGCAGUUCGGGGUGUGAGAGGAGCCGCGCUGCUCGCAGAAGAUGCUUUCUUGGUGUGUCCGAAGCUCCAGGCAUGGCAGGAGAGCCCCGGCUGUCUGAGCUGGGGUAAAUGUCUCCAUCCAAGAGGAAUUAUGUGGACUUGCUGGCUCUGUCGGCUCACGGAGAAGAAUGUUCAGACUUAUUUAAAGAGUGCAGAUAACUGGAACUCAGAGGUGUCCUGAGGGUAGUUGUUUUGGUCUCUUCAUGUGUGAGUCUCGUCCCCACUGAGCAGUUCAGUUUGCUGCCAUCCACAAGUGUGGAGUGCUUUGAGAAGAGCCCAUUGAAGGCCUGAUAAGAAGGCCCUGAGUCACAGACCCAGCAAACCUGACCAGCUCCUCACCAUACACUGGUCUUGAAUCUCCCUUGGAGCAGCUACAAGAGGGGCUGAACUUCGCUGUUUCCUGCUGUGCUGCCUGGAACCUUUUCCACGUUAACAAAGGCUGAUGGAAACCUGUAUCUAGGGGGUUCUAUGUGAGAUUCUCUCCCUGCUCCCCUGUGGCCUCUCCCUGUGCCAGUCCCUGCCCACGGCACCGCAUCACCGCGCACCAGAUGUGCAGGCGGCUGCAAAGAGCUCCCCUCCCUGAGCACAGGCGCUCUCUGUCACGGAAAAACCCCAGUUGGCCUGUGCCAGGAGCAUCAAGCUCAUCCACAUCUCUAAAUGGUGAACUUGGAGACAAGCUGGAGAUUGCAAAGUCUGCUUUCCCUCGAAGUUGCUGCUCAAUGGUUGUCAUCUGCCACAUCCAAGGAAACUAGAAGAGCUCCAUGCUAACUUGUGUAAGCUUUAUUUCACUAUGGGAGAUCAAAUGAUUUUCUGGCUCAGGUUUUGUGAUGUUCGGCAUCUGCCUUGGACCUGCAAUUUGGAAAAGGGCUGGUCUCUGAAGCACGGUUAAGAGACAUAAAAACCAGUCCCAGACAAUGAGCACUCUAAGUAGCACUGGAAUAUUGCUCAGCUUAACAACAGUGUCUGUCACACUGGAUUUUAGUUUGCAUGGUGGUCUGAUGGCUUGGUCCUUAAGCAGCAAUUUGACUCUGAAUCAGAGUUUGCCCACAUCUGAUCCUCUCAACGCCUCCGAGAAGGGCGAAGUCUCUCGGAUGUCCGUGAGGGAGAAGAAUUGGCCAGCCCUCCUGAUCUUGGUUGUCAUCCUGCUGACCAUUGGGGGGAACAUAUUGGUAAUUAUGGCUGUGUCCUUGGAGAAGAAGUUGCAGAAUGCCACAAACUUCUUCCUGAUGUCCUUGGCAGUGGCAGACAUGCUGGUGGGUAUCCUGGUCAUGCCCGUGUCGCUCAUUGCAGUCCUGUAUGAUUAUGCUUGGCCUUUGCCUAAACAGUUGUGCCCUAUAUGGAUUUCCCUAGAUGUGCUCUUUUCAACUGCAUCUAUUAUGCAUCUCUGUGCCAUCUCUCUUGAUCGGUACGUAGCAAUACGCAAUCCCAUUGAGCACAGCCGCUUCAAUUCCCGCACCAAGGCCAUUAUGAAAAUUGCUGCAGUUUGGACCAUAUCCAUAGGGAUAUCUAUGCCUAUUCCAGUCAUUGGUUUGCAGGAUGACUCCAGAGUGUUUGUAAACGGGACCUGCGUCCUCAACGAUGAGAACUUUGUCCUCAUUGGAUCCUUCAUGGCUUUCUUCAUCCCUCUCAUCAUCAUGGUGAUCACAUAUUGCCUGACUGUCCAGGUGCUGCAGAGACAGGCGACGGUGUUCAUGUGUGGAGAGGUGCCCAAGCAGAGGAGGAGCAGCGUGAACUGCCUCAAGAAGGAAAACAACACAGAGAACAUUUCAAUGCUUCACAAUCACGAGGGGGCAUCUCACUUGAACUCCCCUGUAAAUAAGGAGGGAGUGCUUUUCAGGAAAGGAACUAUGCAGUCCAUCAACAACGAGCGAAGAGCCUCCAAGGUCCUGGGCAUCGUCUUCUUUUUGUUCCUCAUCAUGUGGUGCCCGUUUUUCAUCACUAAUGUCAUGUCUGUCCUUUGCAAGGAAGCCUGCGACAAAGACCUCUUGAGUGAACUGCUUGAUGUGUUUGUUUGGGUGGGGUACGUUUGCUCGGGGGUUAAUCCCCUGGUGUACACACUCUUCAACAAAACCUACCGCAGGGCUUUUUCCAAUUACAUCCGCUGCCAAUACAAGCCCGGCAAAAAAUCAGCACUGCGGCAGAAUCAGUGUCUGAAUGUUGCUUCGACAGCUUUGUACGGGAAAGAUCUGACUUUAACUAGUUACCGAAACGGCAAUGAAUUCAACAGCAUGGAACUAGAAGCUGAGGAGGGCCUGGAACUGCAACCAGGGACUUCGGAGCUCUCCAUAAACAGCUGUAAUGUUGUAAGCGAAAGAGUGAGCUGUGUGUAAGGGUGACUUACACAGCCUUUUGCUACGGUGUAUCUGUAGCCAAAAUACCUUGUGUAAAAAUGUAAGUGUCGCUCAAAGGACAAUGUAAAUAUUGCAUUCUGAACAAAGCUUUUUUUUUUUAAAGAAAAAAAAGAGUUGUCUUUCCAGUCCAGUACUGAAAAUCAUAUAUAUUAAUAUACUGCAGUGAAGUUUAAGGUUCUAUAUUUACUGUUACUAAUAGAUCAGAACUAUUAGUUACUCUGCAUAUGUCAUGGACAAAAUGUUUGAAUUCUUCUUCCAGUGCAUGAACAAAAAUGCUGAAUAUUUAUCUCAGGUGGAAUUUGCUGGAGUCCAGAAUGGCACGUUAAUAGUUAUAUAUCAAAUACAUGCUAUUAGACUUGGUCAGUAUAACUUUCUUUUUCAAGUUGACAGUAAAUAUAUACUUUAAAUCCUCACCCCUAUUUGUGCCGUGUAAAGACUUUACAGAAACCUGGCAGAAAGACAUCACAAGAGCGUAGUGGCCGUACAGGCACCUGGCCAGACAUGUCCUGUGUCUUGCUCCCAUACUGGGUCUAUCUUGCACUUCAGGGGUCCUCUGCUAAAUUUUGGCUCCCUCUCCAACCCUGCUGUUUUUUUUCCAUUGCACGGGAGGCUCUGGCUCCCCUAGGGAAGGUAGGGAAUGCAGUUCUGGUGUGUUUUUGCAGUCCUGGCUGGGAUCACUUGCAGACUUGGAGAAGAAGCAUGAGAGACAAAGUUCUGUUUCCACUGUUCUAUAAAUGGAAGGCCUCAGACUCAUAAAAAGCCCUCCUUUGGUCUUUCAGAAACCCAUGAGGUCUGGGAUGGAGCAGGCUGUGCUCAGUGCACUGCCUUCACACGCUGCUGGAGGAUCAGGGGCUUUGGCUGACCUGCAGAAGAGCACUCUGGCUUGGAAGGGCCAGAUCUUUGGCCCUCUGGGUCCUCACAUCUAGCUAUUCUUUAGCUUGCUAGCAUUGACUUUUAUUUUUCAGCAUCCUGGGACUCGCAGUGCUGGUGGUAGAACACUGCUUUGGGUGUAGAGCAGAGGCUGCUCUGUGUGUGGUGCUGGCCAGGGUCAAGCUGUGAGGAGCAGGAUGGACCUGCCUGGGGAUGCUGGGGGAGAGGCACAAGUGAAGGGCCCUGCUCCUGCCUCAGGACGGGGUGGGCAGAGCUGAGCAGAGCAUGUGAUUGGAAUCAUUUGCUGGUGGCAGGGUUCAAAAGCAAAUGAUGACCAGAGACAGGAAGGAAGAAGACCUGGAGCUAGUCUACAAGGAAUAUUAAUCUGGAUUAAUUUUUAAAUUUGACAUAUUCCAUUUUACUCCCAAAGUAAAUUAUGGUGUAUCAUAUUAACACCACUUAGAUCUUUAAUGAAAGCAUCCACAUUGGGAUGGAAUGCAGUUUAAGUAAUCUGCUUUUAAUACACACCAGGUACAAUUUGAAUUAAUUUUCCUCUGCGUUCUUGAGUACACAAACUCCCCAAGGCACCGUGUCUUUCUGGCACUGUGUCUCUGGGGUGCUGCCUCUCAUGCAAAUUUCCUUGUGUGGAGUAUUGUCUAAUGCCAGAUAUCACCCAUAAGGUUUUUAUAUCUUCAUUAACUACUACACAGAUGCUGCAGUGCCCAUCUAACAUGGAUGCAUUUAGCAUCACUGACAGCCUCUGGCUAUGAUAAUCAUCAGAACAGAGAACAUUACACUGGGCAUGGUUAAAUCGCAUUUUAUUAACAUGAAUUGCUUGUACUCUAAGCUUGCUGUGUUCAUUCCAUUAAAAUUACCUUCUAGAAGAAACAGAAAAUUCUGCUAAUGCUUUAGGUAACUGCUGUUGCAUUGCUGUGUGCAGCAACAACCUUGCUGAGGCCACUACUAAAACAUAACACAGGGGUUGUCUCUGCUGCUGGCUUGACCCCAGACUGAUGUGUUGAAGAUGGUCCUCUUGUCUCCCUCAUCCCCUCCUGGGAAUAAUCCGUAGUACUUCCAUGCAGGCAGACAAGGUAUCCCAGUGCAGAGGUAUCCUAAGCCUCUGCUGCCUGAAGAAGGCAGCAGAGAUGCUCCAUGUGCCAGCCUGCAGAUACCACCAUGGGUUGAAUGCUCUGGAGUCUGCUUGCCUCUCCAAAAAUGUCAGGUAAUCAGUAGGAAAAGGACUGGCCAGAGGCACAAACUUGGUCCUUCCCUGACUUCUCUUUACCCUGAGUCAGAUUUUAUUAUCUCAAACAGUACAGAAAAAUCAGAACCAUCACAUUGCUUUUUAAGUUGUUGGUUUUUUUUUUCCCUUUGGUGAAUUUAUAGCACACCUUUUCCAAACCAUGUAUAUGUGUGUAUGUAUAUAUCUGUGUGAGUUUGUACUUAGAUAUAUACACAUAUAUACAUAUUUAAGAGUGAACCACAGACUUUGAAAGCAUUUAGCAAUAAGUUGAAUUACAGUAGCUUCUAGCAUGUGUAAGUAAUGAGUGAAUAACUCAUUUUCACAGCAUCCCUGAGCUCAGUAUAAGUCUACACACAGGCCUUGUCUUUGCAUAGGAGCCUUCAUGUCUUACCCUUGUCGGUUCUGUUGUACGGGCAAAAAAGGGAACCUGCUAUAUUUGGAUGCAAAAAAUGGGAACUGAACAGAGAAUUUUCAGAAUUUUUAUAAAUGUUUUUAAAAAAUUCAGCACCAGAACUGUAAAUAUGUCUACACAGCUGGACCCAUUCUGAUGUACAGCCCUUGUUUGGAUGAACAGCCAAGGGUGCUGCCUGACAGCACCUCAUGUUCUCUCCCAGCCAGUGGGUGACAACAUUUUUGUGAAUGUUUAUAUACUGUCACGUACCCAACUUUCUUUGGGUCAUUCACAUCAGGGUUUUGUGAUGCUGCUAUUAAUUUAUUAAAGAAAGUUUGUUGGUUUAA